Didymodactylos carnosus is the source of this 2415-nucleotide messenger RNA. Lineage: Eukaryota; Metazoa; Rotifera; Eurotatoria; Philodinida; Philodinidae. The record is from the annotation of a GenBank genome assembly.
AUGUUUAUAAAUCGAACUCCAUUAAAGAAGACAACAGCUAAUCGUGACGCUGUACUCAAUCGUGAAACUGGUUCUCCAGUUGAAGUAUUUUGUCGACUUCGUCCCCUACCAGAAGGUGAAUGUGAAACAUGUAUCAAAGUGUUAAGUGCUACUGAACUUGUACUUUUCUCACCUGAAGGUUUCAAAAAUGGCGUUGUCAAAGAAUCUCAUUAUGAAUUUAGUCAUAUCCUUACUGAUUGUAUAUCACAAAAAGCCGCGUUCAAAGAAUUAUGUUUACCAUUGAUUGAUGAUUUAAUACAAGGAAAAAGCAGUGUAUUGUUUACAUAUGGUAUCACUGGUUCUGGAAAAACCUUUACAAUGAUGGGACCAUUGAACAAUCCCGGACUAAUUCCACGUUCGUUUGAUUUGUUACGUUCUGAUAGACAAAAUGGUUAUGAAAUUUUAAGUGAAUCUGACAUAGUAACAGAACGAUCACGAAAAGAAAUAUUUUCCAAAGGUCAACGGAUAAAAGCACCACAAUCUAAACAGUUACGUGAAGAUGCUCGAGGACGUCCAUAUAUCAAAGAUGUGAAAGAAAUUGAAGUUCGAUCGGCAGAAGAAGCCAUUGAAUUGCUCAAUAUUGGUUUAAAACGACGUCGAAUAGCACAUACACAGUUAAAUACAGAAUCGAGUCGAUCACACAGUGUUUUAUCGUUACGCCUCGUACAGUUUCACGCUGAUAUACCACCAACAUCAUUAACACGAGACGAUUUAACAGUUAGUCAAAUACAUUUAGUUGAUUUAGCCGGUAGUGAACGUGUCAAUCGUGCAAAAACAGCUGGUGAUCGUGUCAAAGAAGCCAGUAAUAUUAACUCAUCUUUGAUGGUCUUACGUCAGUGUUUUGAAACAUUAAGAGAAAAUCAAGCUCAAGGAAUAAAUAAAAUGGUUCCUUAUCGUGAUGCAAAAUUAACAUCGUUUUUCAAAAGUUAUUUUGAUGGUGAGGGUAAAAUUCGUAUGAUAUUGUGUGUCAAUCCGGCUGUUGAUGGCUACGAAGAAAUACAACAUGCAUUAAAAUUUGGCGAUUUAACAAAAGAUGUUGUUGUUCCUCGAGCACCAGCACCCGUACCACUUCGAAAUCGAAAUAUACUGCGCGAAAUAGUGAAUAGUGGUUCCGAUACUGUUUCUAAUCAAGCACCAUCUCCAACAAUUUUUCAAGAAUUUUAUUCAACAGCAUUAGUUGCUCCGUUUCCACCAUUUGAAUAUUCAAUUGAAACGGAUGAAGACACAAUUAAUAAUCUACAAAAUCAUUUAACAAAACGAAUUGAAGAACGUCGUCGUUUGACUGCCAUUAUACAUGAACAAGAAGAAUAUUUACGAAAAUAUAUCUUAGAACUAUCAACAGAAUAUGAUCAAUAUUUGGCUGAACAUGAUGAGUUAAAAAAAGAAAAUGAACAACAAUCUAAAACAAUUAAACAUUUGCAAACGCGUAUUAAAUUACUUGAAAAAUCACAAAAUGAUUAUGUCAAAACAAAUAGUAAUUAUGAGCGAGAUAUUAAAACAUUGAAAAGUCAGAUCGAAGAAAGAAAUAAUGAAAUUAAACAAUUAAAAGCUGAUAGACGAAAAGAUAAAAAUGAUUUUGAAAAUAAAAUACGUGUAAAAAUGAUGGAUGUUGAACAACAACAUUUGAAUGAAUUACGAAAUAAAGACUUGCAAAUGAAAGAAUUAGAACGUCAACAUGAAGAUAAAUUAAAUAUUAUAAGAUCAAUGGCCGGUGGUAUGAGUGAUCAACCGACAUCGUUGACCACUACUCGUAUAGCACAUGCUGAAUUUGCACAAAUUCAAACAAAUGUUCAAGUGUUUGAUAUCGAAAAUAACAAUCCUCCAGCAGCAGGUCAAUCACUUGAUAUGAUGGAUCGAAUACAACAUCAUCGUGUCGAAAUGAUGAUACCGCGUGGAAUACCGAUUGAACAAAUUCCUAUUGUUUAUAGCGAUUCUCAAGGGCAAGUUGUUGCACAUCCAAGACAACAACAUCGACGUUCAAGAUCCAGUGGUGAAGUGUGGUUUGAUCAUAGACCACAAGGAACAUUAACAACAGAAACUCUUCUUCAACCACAAUUUAGUAAGAAAGUGAUUGGACUACAACCCGAAAAAGAUGAUAUUGUUCGAACAACAAAAUAUGUAUUGACACAUCAAAAUUUAGAUAGUGAUGGUGAAAUUGUUACGGAUUUAGUUAAAGGCGAUGUGUUACAGUCUGUUGGAGGCGGUGCCAAUGUUAUUUUUAACGAUGUUGAACGACUGACGUGUAAAUCACCGCCAAAUCCCUUAGUAAUCCAAAAACGUGCUAAAAGUGAAGAACGCUUAUUACAAGAAACACGUACACCGAAAUCACCUUCACGUCAGCCACCAGAAGUUCCACCAAAACGAUUUCGUAUUUAA